This is a messenger RNA of Scheffersomyces coipomensis, 858 nucleotides long. RefSeq lists its product as uncharacterized. The record is from RefSeq and is a predicted model, not a curated record. Bases 177 to 659 code for a protein of 160 amino acids. The transcript has a single exon. NCBI's taxonomy places the organism in Eukaryota, Fungi, Ascomycota, Pichiomycetes, Serinales, Debaryomycetaceae.
UGAUUUGUGUAGCUCUGACUUGAUUAAAUUUCCUGAAAUUGUAUUUGUUUCAGAUUUUCGGUAUACUCUAGUGAUUUCUCACCCCCUACAAAAGUGCUGCCUUAAUUCUUUUUACCAAUUAUUAUUCUUACUCUUUUUCUUUUUUAUUAAAAUAAUCAAUCAAUCUUCAAAUUAGAAUGUCCACUUCAAACCAGGUUGAUGGAUUGGAUCAAGGAUGUAUAUCCAGACCAGGAAACGAUCAUCUUCCUGAUCAACUUCAAAUGAGUUUAGAUCAAAACUCCAUUUUAGAUUCUCCAGGCAAUACUGCUAAGCAAGAAGAAGGAAUAGCAAAAGAAAAUCCUUUUGAUAUACAUUGGGAUUCUAAAAUAUUUCUUACGUUUCUUACAAUUAUGCUUGGUCUGACACUUUUUUAUGGAAUCUCUGGUAUUAGUGACUGGUGUGCUACAAAUGUUUGUUUCUAUACUACUUUAGUUUAUGGUCUUCUUUGUUACUUUUUUAUGAUUCAAACUUACUUGUGCUGGUCACAAAUGAGUGUUGAUGAGUUUACACCUUCUCCUUCCGAAAUUAAACCUUUGGCAACCUUGGCAUUGGGUUUUGGUCUCAUCACUUAUUAUGCAUGGGCUACUUGUAUCUCUAGUGCAAAAUAUAGACAAACUUAGAAUGGUUAUCUGAUUUAAGUGUCAUUAGCUAGAGGUCCAUCAUAUUUUGCUAUAAUAUUGUUAUUUAAUUAAUAGUAAAUAGUCGUCUUCAAUAUAUACUAAGUUUACAGCGUAACUAAAAAAAAUUGAAUAUUUCUCAUAGUGUGCCUAAUUGGGCUUGACCGUCAUAAUUUUAAAAAUUGUUUUACUGCCAAUUACA